UAUUAUCAGUCGUAGACGCUGUUGCGAGUAGUUCAGUUUCGGUUGGGAAGCAGCCAAAUAAAGCGGCAAUAUGAGCAACACGUCGGAAAAUUUGAAGAUUGUAUCCUUGGACGUCAAGGAUAUGAGAUUUCCCACGUCACUGCAUGCAGAUGGAUCCGAUGCUAUGCACACUGAUCCUGAUUACUCCUGCGCAUACGUCAUAAUAAGACUCCAAAAUGGAUUGGAAGGCUAUGGACUCACCUUCACGCUUGGUAGGGGUACCGAAAUUGUGGUAGAAGCUAUUCGAACAUUGAGUUCUAUAGUCGUCGGGAAAGUCGUGACAGAUAUUUACAAGGAAUUUGGUGCAUUUUGGAGGUCGCUUACUAGCGAAAGUCAACUGAGAUGGAUCGGUCCUGAGAAAGGUGUAACUCAUCUCGCAACGGCAGCUAUCAUAAACGCCCUGUGGGAUUUAUGGGGCAGGCUAGUGAAGAAACCAGUAUGGCAACUGCUUGCAGAUAUGGAACCUGAGCAGCUCGUCUCUUGCAUAGACUUCAGGUACCUGUCGAACGUCAUCACCAAGGAAGAAGCCCUAGAAUUAUUGAAGAAAGGCAGAGAGGGAAGGGAAGAAAGGAUGAAUGUUUUGUUGCAGAAAGGAUAUCCGUGUUACACAACGCAAGCAGGAUGGUUAGGGUACUCCAACGAUAAAAUCAGAGAGCUAGCGAACAAAUUCUUGAAUGCUGGAUUCACAGCAUUCAAGCUGAAAGUAGGAAAGAACCUUCAAGAUGAUAUCCAAAGGCUGGAAUUUGUCCGAAAUAUAAUUGGAUGGGACAGAACUCUGAUGGUGGAUGCCAACCAAGUGUGGGAGGUACAGGAAGCGAUCGACUGGAUGAAACACCUAGCCAAAUUCAAGCCCUUGUGGAUCGAAGAGCCAACAUCCCCAGACGACGUAUUGGGACAUGCUGAGAUUGCCAGGGCUCUGAAACCUUUGGGAAUCAGCAUAGCAUCGGGAGAGAUGUGCUGUAACAGGGUGUUGUUCAAACAAUUCCUGCAGGCUGAUGCCAUCCAGUAUUGCCAAAUAGAUUCGGCCAGGAUCGGAGGAGUGAAUGAAAUUUUAUCGGUUUAUCUGAUGGCGAAGAAAUUGGGAGUGAAAGUAUGUCCACAUGCCGGAGGUGUAGGGCUUUGUGAAAUGGUACAACACCUGCAGAUGUGGGACUUUGUUGCUCUCUCUGGAACUUCUGAGGGCAAAUGGGUCGAGUAUGUUGAUCAACAACACGAGCAGUUCGUGUACCCCACGGUCAUUGAAAAUGCGCACUACUUGGCUCCCAGGGCACCUGGGUAUAAUACUGAAUUGACCAAAGAAGCAUUGGAAAACUACGUCUAUCCACAAGGAAAGGAGUGGGAAUCCAUGUUUGCUAAAGGAAUCUUCACAGAUCCCCGAAAAUAAAAACGAUCAAUUAGAUUUAAAAAACUGUAUUUCAGGACAUCACCUAUACCUAAAU
This is a messenger RNA of Phaedon cochleariae (mustard beetle), 1478 nucleotides long. Lineage: Eukaryota; Metazoa; Arthropoda; Insecta; Coleoptera; Chrysomelidae. The record is from the annotation of a GenBank genome assembly.